GGUAUAAUAAGAGAGUGAAGGGUGGUAUAUAUAUAUAUACAUGGAGAGUACUGAAGGCAUCUCAACUUACAAGAGAUAAGAGUUCUUUCUUUUUCCUUUCGCUUUCCAGUUUUUGUCUCAGAGCAAGAAAAUGGAGGGGGCUAAUCUCAGACAACAGCUCAAGAACCACAUCCAGUCCAUGAAAGACCAGGGUAUAUUGGACGACCAUUUUGAUCAUGUCCAGAAGUUGCAAACCGAAGUCAAUCCUUGCUUUCUUUUGGAUAUCGUCACCGUUUUCUGCCAAGACGCAGAAAAUAGCAUAGCAGAACUGACAAAAUAUCUGGAUGAGCCCGCUGUAGACUAUGCCAAGGUGACUGCUUUUGUUCACCAGCUGAAGGGAAGUAGCUCGAGCGUCGGUGGUAAUCGAAUGGCCCUUGCCUGUCGUGAGCUUCGACGUGCUAGCGAGGACAACAAGAAGGAGGAGUGCCUCCAAGCCUUGGACAAGAUCAAUCGUGAAUACAACACUCUGCGCGACGGUCUCAAUGCCAUUUCUCAGAAAGUGAGGACAAUUCUCACAAAUGAGGGGGGGAGAAGGGGGCGACAGUAGAGAGCUGGUCUGCGCGCACUCAUUCAGUCGCAUCUACCGAAGAUGAAGGGUGUCCGUGUAAGGAAAUAAAGUUCACGAUGAUCAGUGAACAACUUGCUUUGUAAUCUUUGCUUUUGAACAUCAGUACUGCUCGUAUCAUCUCUUGUAUUUUGAAUAUCCAACUGCUUAAUAUGUUGUCAAUCGUUUGGCAAUUACAGAGGGUCUUCAUUAUUUGACUCACCCU
Messenger RNA from Alnus glutinosa, 809 nucleotides. Its product is annotated as histidine-containing phosphotransfer protein 1-like. Gene Ontology annotation, biological process: phosphorelay signal transduction system; phosphorylation; cytokinin-activated signaling pathway. Gene Ontology annotation, molecular function: protein histidine kinase binding; histidine phosphotransfer kinase activity. The transcript is spliced from 6 exons. Gene Ontology annotation, cellular component: nucleus; cytoplasm. NCBI's taxonomy places the organism in Eukaryota, Viridiplantae, Streptophyta, Magnoliopsida, Fagales, Betulaceae. The coding region runs from base 131 to 586 and encodes 151 amino acids. The record is from RefSeq and is a predicted model, not a curated record.